GUAAGGCGCCGUCCAUUUGCAGAAACCUCUUCCAACUCUCUUAAAACUCAAUAAAUUUUCUUCUUCUUUUUUUGUUUUUUGUUGUAUUUGUAUUCUCUCAUCAAUAUCCUUUGCAUGUUUCUACCAAUGUCUUCUCUCAAAACCCUUGCUUUCCUUUCAAUCUUUCUUCUUUUGCAUCUUAAGAUUGCCAAAACUGACUUUCUAUCCCCACUUUUAUCACCCUUAUUUGAUGAUGUAUGCAAAGAAGUGGAAUGUGGCAGAGGAAAAUGCAAGCCAUCUAUUAAUGGAACAUUGCCUUUUUAUAUAUGUGAAUGUGAUCCUGGUUGGAAGCAAACCUUUUCUGAUAAAGAUGAUCAUGCUCAUCUCAAGUUCCUCCCUUGCAUUGUUCCCAAUUGUUCGAUGAACAAUGUUUGUUCGGCAGCUCCAUCCCCGGCGCAAGAGAAGGCAUCCGAUACAGAUCAGUCUGCCUUUGACAUCUGCAAAUGGACUAAUUGUGGAGGUGGGUCGUGCAACAAGACGUCACCAUUUACGUAUGAUUGUCGAUGUUCAGAGGGUUACUUUAAUCUUCUUAAUGUCUCUGCCUUCCCAUGUUACAAAGAAUGUGCAAUUGGAUUGGACUGUGCUAACCUCGGGAUCUCGUUGACGAAUAAGUCUACUCCCGUAACACCAACACCAUCAACAUCUCAAAACGACGUUAACCAAGCUUGCUUGAAGCUGUUAGGAACUUGGCAUUGGGUCAUAGUAUUGGUAUUGUUGUUGGCUAUGGUUGCUUGAUUUGUAUAGAUUUUUAACUCAUGCACUACUUUGCCCUCUCGAAUUCGAAGAGGACAUUAAGCUUUUAAGCCCCCUCAAAUCUGUAACCUCUAAGCUCCCUCGAAUCUGCAACCUCUUAGAAUGCGUACAUUGGAGUUGAUAUUUCAAUUGGCUUAUGGGAUGGUAGAGUUAGAUAUUAUGUUUCAAUGUAAAAAUGUUCAUUUCAUAUCAAUAAGUAUUUAUGAGAUUAUGGCUCAUUUUUUCUAGUUCAUUAUCCGGACUAGGGAUGACAAUAGAGCCAGACAAGUGUGUUUGCUCGCCUUA
This is a messenger RNA of Gossypium raimondii (Peruvian cotton), 1077 nucleotides long. RefSeq lists its product as uncharacterized. The transcript is spliced from 6 exons. The record is from RefSeq and is a predicted model, not a curated record. NCBI's taxonomy places the organism in Eukaryota, Viridiplantae, Streptophyta, Magnoliopsida, Malvales, Malvaceae. Bases 115 to 774 code for a protein of 219 amino acids.